Messenger RNA from Pyrus x bretschneideri (Chinese white pear), 1570 nucleotides. RefSeq names its product putative disease resistance protein RGA3. Gene Ontology annotation, biological process: defense response to other organism. Gene Ontology annotation, molecular function: ADP binding. The record is from RefSeq and is a predicted model, not a curated record. The transcript has 3 exons. The coding region runs from base 205 to 1386 and encodes 393 amino acids. NCBI's taxonomy places the organism in Eukaryota, Viridiplantae, Streptophyta, Magnoliopsida, Rosales, Rosaceae.
AUUGCUGGACCGCACUCCACUCUUUGAACAUAAAGUUUCACGAGGGCUCCUAUCAUCUGAUGUGCUUCUGUCGUCUUCUUAUACCAUAUUUUCUUGAAUUAUUGUUAAACCAUUCAUUCAACUUACUCGCUCUUCUUGCGUCCUUCCUUGGCUCUCUCUCCAUUCUCUGCAUUCCUCUCUCUAAUCUCCCUUAAUUGCGCGAGUAUGGAUCCUGCCAAGGUGUUAGAAACUCUAUACACUUUUCCGGUGGAGCGAAUACUAAAUUCGGUCGCUUCACUUGCUGCUCAAGAAAUCAGUCUUUUCCGAGGAUUCAAAAAAGAGCUAACUAAGCUUCGUCAAUCGGUAUUUGCAAUUCAAGACUUCUUAGGCGAUGUUUCGUUCCAGCCACGUCAAAGGGGCAAGGAGGUGGAGGACUGGGUGAAGAGACUGAAAGAGGUAGCUCUUGAUGCUGAUGAUGUAUUGGAGGACAUCAACUACGAAGUUCUCAGGCGUAAAGUAGAAAUUCAAAACCACAUGAAGAGGAAGGUACUUAACUUCUUUUCGCUCUCCAAUCCCAUUUUAUUUCGUCAAAAGAUGGCCCACAAGAUUAAGAACAUCAAUGCGUCACUGGCGAAACUCAAAAGCGAUGCAGCUUCCGUCGGCUUAAUGGAAAGGAGAGUAGAUCAAAACCCUCCAGGUAUGGGGAACAGAGAAACCGUCUCAUUCUUCGGUCGCGAUGAGAAGCCCAUCGGAAGGAAGAAGAUUGUGUCGGAUAUCAUUGCAGCCUUGAUCGAGUCCAAGAAUCAGGAAGAGUACCUUUCAGUUAAGGCCAUUGUGGGAAUGGGAGGACUCGGCAAGACGACUUUGGCAAGAUCAAUAUUCAAUGAUGAUGCUAUCGGUAGACAUUUUGAGAAAAAAAUGUGGGUUUGUGUGUCUGACCCUUUUGAUGUUAACUCGAUUCUAAAUCGGAUGUUAGAAUCCCUUAACUCAAACAGGACAGGACUUAUAGCUCGGGAAGCAUUGCUGACUGACCUCAAAAAAGGGUUGACAGGGAAGAGGUAUAUUCUAAUACUCGAUGAUGUUUGGAACGAAGAUGACGAGUUAUGGAGUGAUUUUACGAGUUGUUUGUCGAGACUCAAUUCUGCUCCCGGAAGCAUUGCCAUUGUUACUACCCGCAUUGGUAAAGUUGCAUCAAUCACAGAGACAAUGCCAAGGUGUGAUAUGGAGAGCCUAUCAGUAGAUGAUUGUUGGUCCAUAUUAAAGAGUGAAGCAUUCCCAAAUGGUGCUUUUCCUUUAGAUCCAACUCAAGAGAACAUUGGAAGGGCCAUAGCUGCAAAGUGUGUUGGUGUACCAUUGGUGGCAAAGGUUUUAACUGCUGAGUUCGUAUCGACGAGGAUAUAUAGCUAAUCUUAGUAUUGGUGGCUACUUUUAAGGGGCUAUUGGUGCAAUGAUGGAGAUGCAAAAAGCGAAUACUGUUCAUUGGGACAGUUAAUGUUCGCUGGGUGGAUAGCAUAGUGUAUUGCUUGGGGGAGGUUUCACACGGUGGAGUUGCUCUAAAAGGCUGAGCCUCCUGAGCAAAUCAUAUGGACUG